UUUGGCACGUGAUAUAGGUUAAUGUUGAAACUUGUUUCAUAAUGUCGUGCAUACAAUCAUUAUACGAAAAAACAUAUGGUAUUAAGGGGUAAUUGGCCAACAUGUCAUCAUUAUCAUCAUCAUCAUCAUUUCAGAAUCAAUUAAUUUAUAUUAGAGAUAGAAGAUGGUCAGCACGAUCAAGAUGUGGAUGGACAUAUAAAUAAACCAAGAAAUAUGAACACAAAUUGCAAAGAAAGCUGAAGGUGAUGUCCCUAUGACAAUAAUGGACAGCCCCAAAAUCCUAGUCAAGAAGAGCUCACAAAAAGAAAAGCAUACUGUGGUUGAUCCAAUGACACUUGAAGAUUCUUCUUUCAAUCAUGGAUUCUUUGAGACUUCUCAUACAAUUUUUAGCACAACUAUGGCAUUUCUACCACUACGACCUCUGAAACCGAAAUUCUUGAGUCAUAGUCUUCCAAAUUCGGCUAACUCAUCGCCAGGAUUAACCUCGGCUAUGUUCAAGAAGAAUACAAAAGUUGCGAUUUGGGAAUCACGACAUCAAGCUAGUAACUUGACACUCAAGGAUCAUCAUCUGCAACAAGAGAUCAACUUAAGAAGAAGCAAAUCAUGGGGUGAACGAUGGGAUUAUGAGCUCUCGGAUGAACUCGAUCUUUGGUUGCUCAAAUCGUCUAUUGCCAAACAUGCUAACAGGUCUCCUCUUAACGAGAUUCAAUCCAUUAGUGCUGGUAUAAUCGUUUCUAACGAGUCUUGUGGUAGUUUCUCCAAAGAAAAACCUCUUGAUAGAAAUCUUUCCGGUGGCGACGGUUCGUUGGAACCUGAAGAGGGAUUCAAAUGCAAUGCUCUUUGCUUGCACUUGCUGAGUUUUGGAAAAUCAAAGCAACUUAAGGAAAGAAAGAAAGGGCAAGAAAUGGAAGGUGCAUUAGUAUCUAGAAGAGUCUCUUUGGAGAAGUUUGAAUGUGGUUCUUGGGCUUCUUCAACUCUAUUUCAAGAGAUUGAAGGAAGGGAUUCUAAGAGUACUAGUACCUACUUUGACCUACCAAUGGAAUUGAUCAAAUGGAAUGCCAAUGAUGUAGAUGCACCAAUUUCAUCAGCUUUUGUCUUUGAGAAGGACCAUGAUAGGGUUCUCAAUAAUGGAUCCUCUAGAACAAGCCUUGACUCUCAAGAAUCCUACAUUAGUCCUCGGUUAAGAAAAGCCAGAGAGGAUUUUAAUGCUUUCUUAGAAGCACAAAAUGUAUGA
Molecule: messenger RNA, 1234 nt
Organism: Arachis stenosperma
Lineage: Eukaryota; Viridiplantae; Streptophyta; Magnoliopsida; Fabales; Fabaceae
Exons: 1
Coding region: 254-1234 (326 amino acids)
Biological process (GO): response to photooxidative stress; photosystem I assembly
Cellular component (GO): chloroplast thylakoid membrane
Source: RefSeq, a predicted model, not a curated record